GCGGAAGCUGUUUCAGUUUGCACUUCCGGAGAGGUUGGAGUUCACUAUGGCGGCUUCUAGAUCUGGGUCAGGAACAGGAAACCGUGACACGUUCAACUGUCCGGAGUCCGUAUCCCCUCACUCUUCGAUGAAGACGAGCACAGGUGAUGUCAUCACCAAAAUCGACCAGCAAAUUAACAUCCUCAAGGAAGGAGCGAAGAGCGAAGGAAGCUGCAGUGACCGGUCUGAACAGCGUGAGUCCACAAAACCGCAGGUCGUCUGUCACCGGUAUCCCUUCGGACCAGAUGACUUUGUUAAUGAUGAAAUGUCUAUACUUGGAAGCAUCGACUUUGUUGCACUGGGAAGGAUCAGAGAUCGUAAUCGCGGUGCUGACUCUGGAUCUGCCAAUAAAGGAUGGAGGUCCCAGCACCAUGGUAGAUGGUCUGGCCAGAAGCACUUUAGAUACCGGAAUGAUUCCUAUCCAGUGCAUGGGAGAGAUGGGCAGAAUGGGGGUUACUGCGCAUACCCAGAAAGUGGGAGUUACCCGCCUCACCAUGGCGUCCAUGACCGUCCUGACUGGCACUUCAAAGGUGGUCAAGGGGCCAGUUUUGAAAGACCCUUCAGCCAAGGAAGUGCCACUAGGCAAGGACCAGACUUUCACAUGGAAUAUAACCCUAACCCUGUGGGUGGGGCCCAGAGGCCUCUCAGCCCUCCGAGGAACCUCGGUGUACAUCCCGUAUCCAUCGGCAGGAAGAAGGCGAACACUAAAUCCAGGAAACGCCAUAAGAAAGCUCUGCAGGCUGCAGCAAGAGCGCAGGCAAAUCAGAACCGCCAUGCCGUAGUGACGGUCAAAAACACGGCUGACUCGACAACUUGGAGGGCCUCCAACACAGGAGCUGAAGGGCAAAGUAAUGAUGCAGCAAGUCACGCUGAGGGGUCCGGUGAAGCUUUAACUUCUGCCUCAGCUUCCAAAUCAUCAGCUGAAGGACAAGCAGUGAAGAUCACAGCCCAGAGGAUGGCUUUUGUAUGUCCCGUGUGCAAGUUCCGCUCAUUCUACAGAAAGAACCUGGAUGCUCAUCUGGCGAGCGAGUUCCACAAGGAUCACUUCAAGUUCCUGUCGGAACGCCUCUCUCAACCGACCGUGGACUUCCUGCAGAGAGGUUUCAGUAGAAAAUACGAGAAGAUUGAGGACUUCAUCAGUCAGAUACCAAACCACCGUGAAGCCAUCUGUCAGGUGUAUGAAGAGCAGGACCUGACUCGAGACCUCAGUAUGGGGAACUUCAUGAGGAGGGCAGAAGCAGCUCACUGUCUGGCGUGCAAUAUAUACAUACCCAUGGAUGUUCGUGUAAUUAAAAAACACCUCAGAUCCAUUGAUCAUAACCACUACUGCCAGGUUAUGAUGGAACAUUCUAAAAAGUUGGGUCUGUCCGUUGCCCAGCACCUCCUCAGGAGCAAAGACAUGCACAGGGCACUGCGGCGCUACCUUAGGGAGCACGGUGUGACGGAUGUUCCUGAAAUGAAUCCAGAAAAGGCGUCGUCAGCAGGGCAAACGGGAGUUCCAGAUGCAGAGGAUGGUAUGAUAAGGCAAGAGACAGAGCCAGUCUGUGACCAGAUGAGCCAAGAUGCAGAGGCGGAAGGAGAUGGGAAUGAUGAAGAGGCGGAGCCAUUCUCUGAACAAGAUACAGAGGCGGAAGGAGCUGGGCAUGAUAAAGAGGUGGAGCUAUUCUGUGAACAGAUGAUCCAAGAUGCAGAGGCGGAAGGAGAUGGGAGUGACGAAGAGGCGGAGCCAUUCAGUGAACAAGAUGCAGAGGCGGAAGGAGACGGGAAUGACGAAGAGGCGGAGCCAUUCUGUGAACAAGAUGCGGAGGCGGAAGGAGAUGGGAGUGACGAAGAGGCGGAGCCAUUCAGUGAACAAGAUGCAGAGGCGGAAGGAGACGGGAAUGACGAAGAGGCGGAGCCAUUCUGUGAACAAGAUGCAGAGGCGGAAGGAGAUGGGAGUGAUGAAGAGGCGGAGGCGGAAGGAGAUGGGAAUGACGAAGAGGCGGAGCCAUUCAGUGAACAAGAGGCAGAAGGAGAUGGGAGUGAUGAAGAGGCAGAGCCAUUCUGUGAACAAGAUACGGAGGCGAAAGGAGAUGGGAGUGACGAAGAGGCGGAGCCAUUCAGUGAACAAGAUGCAGAGGCAGAAGGAGAUGGGAAAGACCAAGAGGCAGAGCUAUUGUCUGUAGGGGUGGUCCCAGCUGCAGAGCAAAUGAGCAGUGAGGCUGUACAAGAGGAAGCUGAAGAACAUGACCCGCCAGAAUCGCUUUUUGACUUGCUGGAUGAGGAGGACGACAUGGAAGGUGUGGAGUUGGGAGAGGAAGAAAUGGAAGAGGAAGACUACGUUUAGGAGGCAAAACCUCGACUCCUGUGACCCUUUAUUAGUCUCUUUGCUAUUCUGUCCAGAUUCUACUGCCUGGAGCAAGUCCAACUCCUGGAUUUUCUGGGACUUUAGUAGAUGUUCUGUAUAGUACUCCACACCUUUUUCUUUUCACUUUACACAAACACUUUCCCACCAACAUAGUCCUGCUGUCCCACCUGGAGCCUUUGAGCACUUUGCUACUGCGAACCCACCAGCGGUUUGUGCUCGGCGUGCACUGUGGUCUAGACCUCAAAACCAGUGACAUCGCUGGCUUGGGGGUGGUGUCCAUUUUAUUAAUGACAUGUCAAACAAGAAGACAGGAGCAGUGCAAAUGGUUUCGAAAAUCAUGAUUAAAAGAAGGUUAAACGGUGGGUUAUGACGAUAGCUGAGUGCUCUGAGCAGGACACAAACAGCCAUUUUAUAGGCAAUAGCAGAAUUAGCAGUGUCUUUGUGUUGCUGAUGGAGUUGUAAAAUAUGGACUUGACAGAAUACUACUUAUAAAUGCCUCAUUGUUUUUUUUUUUCUCCUGUGUAUCAGUAAAUUCAUUCACCUGAGAAGGUAAUAGUUUGAUUUGCAAACUGGUAGAAACUGAUGUGCACUCGUUUUCUUCAAGGUUGGUUCUGUAUGACUGGGCAAAGUCAAGUUUAUCUGUAUCGCACUUUCAACAAUAAACAUUGUCCCAAAGCA
Neoarius graeffei (lesser salmon catfish) is the source of this 3064-nucleotide messenger RNA. RefSeq names its product A-kinase anchor protein 8-like. The transcript has 12 exons. Lineage: Eukaryota; Metazoa; Chordata; Actinopteri; Siluriformes; Ariidae. Gene Ontology annotation, molecular function: DNA binding. The record is from RefSeq and is a predicted model, not a curated record. The coding region runs from base 47 to 2365 and encodes 772 amino acids. Gene Ontology annotation, cellular component: nucleus.